CGCUCAUUGACUACGGUCUAGGCGCCGGAAGCAGGAAAGGUGCAACACUAGGUUUAGUUGGUUAAUCAAAAUAUUAAUAAUCACCAAUGUAUGCAUUAAUUAAUACAUUAAUAAACAGUAUAAAAUCUAAUAACGAAUAAUAGUAUACUCAGUCACCUUUUCACCUAUACUACAAAGCUGACAAAUUUGGUUUUAGCAUUUUUUUUAAAUAAAAAAACACAAAAUAUGGCCCCUGCAUAAUUAGACUUUUCAGUAUGUGGGGGCCAUAUUGUGGAAGUAUCAACAUUAUCGAUAUUUUGAUUUGAGAAUCGAUAUUAAAGCAUAAAUAAUGAGUGGUAUCUUUCCGCACAUCACUAGCGAAAGGGACAAGUGGUAGAAAACGUGCGGAGAGAAGAAAAUAGUUAGCAUGGUCUAAAAUGGUAGAUGUGAAAAGCAUUCCUCUGUGGUGCGCAUAAAAGUCACUCUCCGUCGACUUGGGAGCAGUGAGACUGCAGGAAGUGCUGAAUUCCAGGAGCUAGUUGGCUUAGUUGUUAGCUGCUAACAAAGACGCAGAAGUUGCCAACACAUCGCUGAGAGCUAAAUAUCAUCUUUGACCAGACUGUGGGAUCUUAAGGGCUCGUCGUCAUGGGACCGAAGAGAACCCCAGCGGCGGAGGAAAACGAGGACAUUAAAAAGUCACUUCAAUUUCUUUCACAAGACGUAAAUGACAUACGGAUUAAACAGGAUAUAAUUCUUAAACUUGUGGAUGAAGUCACGGAGCUCCGUAUGUGCAUCCAGGAGAGGGAUAAGAAGAUUGGCGAGUUGGAGAGGAAAGUGGAAGAUCUGGAGCAGUAUUCUAGACUGAAUGAUGUGAUUGUGACGGGGCUAAAAGUUCAACCCCGCUCAUAUGCACAUGCUGCGGGGAGCGAGAGUGCAUCUGGGGACCCGGAGGCUGGCUCGGUGGAGGAGCAGGUUGUGGACUUUCUGGCUUCCAGAGACAUUCAUCUGGACAAGAACUCAAUCGAAGCGUGUCAUCCUCUGCCUGCGAAGAGGGACGUCAUGCCUGCUGUCAUCCUGAGCGUGAGCCUGGAUGUUCAUGGCGACAGAAUGACGUGGAGGUUCGCCCCCUACCUGUUUCUCAUUGUGUUUUCCCGCCUGAUUGAUUUGUCAAAAGGAGGCUGUAACGAUUACUUGACAGAGGAACAAUGGGAAAACAACAUUGUAAUGGAAAUGGUGGACCUCGUGAUCCCAAAGAACGUCAUGGACGUGGCCGAGUGCACGUUUGAGAAAUACAGUCGGCAGAAAACUUCUAUGGACAAUGUGCGGGGAGACUGCUUUAACAAAAGAGGUACAGAAAAAAAUGAAGACUGCACACCUGCGUGGAACGCCACAGUCCAUAGGCACCACUUAAUGUGCCUACUUGCCAUGGCCUCCCAUAAGUCAAUAAAUGGCUGUGAAUAUGACAGUGUUUGUCCAUUAUUUGGGUUCACGCCGCCUGUGCCGACAACGCCGUCAACAACGACAAGCCCACUGGCAGCAUCACUGGGGGUCACGGCAGAAAAUGCAAAGCUCGAAAACGAACAAGCAAGUAAAAGCAGCUACGUGUUCACCCUGGAAGUACUGGUGGGGCUCUUUUCAAGUCUUUCCCUGGUGCUGCCUGUGGCCGUGUACUUUUACAUGCGUCGUCAGACGAGGCAGCAACGCACAUGCAAAUUCUGGCAACACAUGUGUGUCCUACUUCCGGAAACAAAGGCAGUUGGACUUACCACCGAUGAAUUCCCAGUCGCGCUGGGAAAACCUAGAGCUAUUGCAGGUAAAUCUACAGAAGGUCCACGGUUCCUAUAUCGACAUGCAUGAAGGUCAACCUCGGGGAGUACGCUUCAUUGGCUGUGAAACAUUCGACGGGAGGAAAAAGUCGCUUUGUUCUGCUUGAAGGGGAGUGGAGCGAUGGAACAAAGGCCAUCAUGCCUGUGAAACAAGAAAUAUCCACUCCAUAUAUAACAGUCAUAUAUGCCUCAAAAAAGUAUGGAUUUUGUUAUUGUUCACACUCACAAUGUUUGUCAGGUGUUACACUGUUUUUAUGCUUUACUUCACAAGACGCCCAUUCCACUACGAGGAAUUUAGUGCAAAUAUGCAUUUCAUUUUAAUUCAAUGAGCUAAUAUUACUAGUUAUGAUACAUACAUGCAGAGCUAGCCGCUUCCUGCUCUGCCAUUAAAUAGAACACAGUGACCAUGUUAGUUGCUGUUAGUCUUAAACCUCAAGAUGCAGAGAUGGCAGGCGUAGCAUGACUUUAAAGGCCUAUCUGAAAUGAGAUGUUCUUAUUUAAAUGGGGAUAGCAGGUCUAUUCUAUGUGUCAUACUUGAUAAUUUCGCAAUAUUGCCUUAUUUUUGCUGAAAGGAUUUAGUAGAGGGCUUCACGGUGGCAGAGGGGUUAGUGCGUCUGCCUCACAACACGAAGGUCCUGCAGUCCUGGGUUCAAAUCCAGGCUCGGGAUCUUUCUGUGUGGAGUUAGCAUGUCCUCCCCGUGAAUGUGUGGGUUCCCUCCGGGUACUCCGGCUUCCUCCCACUUCCAAAGACAUGCACCUGGGGAUAGGUUGAUUGGCAACACUAAAUUGGCCCUAGUGUGUGAAUGUGAGUGUAAAUGUUGUCGGUCUAUCUGUGUUGGCCCUGCGAUGAGGUGGCGACUUGUCCAGGGUGUACCCCGCCUUCCGCCCGAUUGUAGCUGAGAUAGGCGCCAGCGCCCCCUGCGACCCCGAAAGGGAAUAAGCGGAAUAAGUGGAUGGAUGGAUUUAGUAGAGAACAUCGACGAUAAAGUUCGCAACUUUUGAUGCUGAUAAAAAAGCCUUGCCUGUACCGGAAGUAGCAGACGUUGUGCGCGUGACGUCACGGGUUCUGGAGCUCCUCACAUCUGAACAUUGUUUACAAUCAUGGCCACCAGCAGCGAGAGCGAUUCGGACCUAGAAAGCGACGGUUUCCCCAUUAAUUUGAGCGAGGAUGAAAGUUUUGUGGAUGAAGAAAGUGAGAGUGAAGAACUAGGAAAAAAAAAAGACUAUACAUUCAGACGUUAUUAGACAAAUUUACUAGGAUAAUUCUGGAAAAUCCCUUGUCUGUUUAUUGUGUUACUAGUGUUUUAGUGAGAUUAUAUGGUUGUACCUGUACAACCUGAAGGUCGGCCCCGCACCGUUCUUCAGUACCAGUCGACGGGUGGUGGCGAUGCCCAUCUCUGCCCUUUGCAAGGGACCCUCUUCGAAACACAAUAUUUAGAAAUGAUCGCCGCAUAAUACACUGUACUUUGUGUGUGUGGUCCAAUCUAACCGUGUUCGCUUGACCGCUCUGUUCCAUAGUAAAGCUUCACCGUCAUCUUUCGGGAAUGUAAAUAAUGAAACACCGGCUGUGUUUGUGUUGCUAGAGGCGGCCGCAAUACACUGCUUACCACCUACAGCUUUCUUCUUUGACGUCUCCAUUAUUCAUUGAACAAAUUGCAAAAGAUUCAGCAACACAGAUGUCCAUAAUAAUGUGGUAGUAUGCGCUGAUAACAGACGACUUAUAGCUGCGAACGGUGCUGGAACAAAAUGUCCUCGACAAUGCUUGACAUCACGCGCACGCGUUAUCAUACCGUGACGUUUUAGCAUGAUACUUCCGCGCGAAAUUUAAAAUUGCAAUUUAGUAAACUAAACCAGCCGUAUUGGCAUGUGUUGCAAUGUUAAGAUUUCAUCAUUGAUAUAUAAACUAUCAGACUACGUGGUCAGUAGUAGUGGGUUUCAGUCGGCCUUUAAUGUCAAAAAGAAAAUAGUGCAACUAGUACGUGCACAUGCAAGGAACACAGGAAACAGGCAACAGGAAACAAUAAUUGAGCCCUGACUGGAGGGCGAGGCAGGCAUACAUAGCAGCCUGGUGUGGCUAGGCUGCCAAUCAGCGGCAGGUGAGGGGAAAAAGCUCUCAGGGAGACAAGCAGGAAAAGGAACCAAACGUAGGCAUGCUACACAGGAAAUAAACACAGUCCAAGGAAACACAACCAGGCGUGAAUGUGACAGAUCAUCACAGUACCCCCUUCCCAUUUUAGGGACGGAUUCUAGAUGUGUCCCCCCAAAAACAAGGUUCAAAAGUCACGGAAGGGUGGAGAGGGCAAGUCAUGUGGCGGUGACGCAUUGAAUGCCGCUGCAUCUGGCGAGGUGAGCAACCACGGAACGGCCACUCUCUUAGCCGAUGAGGAGGAGGCGUGUGGGCGUCUGAUGACUUCUUGUGCGGGCAGGUAAACUGUAGGUUGUAGAAAUUACUCCAGGACAAGCACCGACGAAGAUUGUGGUGCCGUGGGACAGCCUGUUGGAGACAAAGAUGAAGGCCCGACUAAGACGAAUAUGACGGCCCGCCGAAGACGAAGAUAACUGUGCCGUGGGACAACCAGUCAGAGACAGAGAUGACGUUUCCAGAGCUGGAGCAGCAGGCGGCUGGGCUGUCGGUGUGUCCCGAGCUGGAACAGCAGGCGACUGGGCUGUCACUGUGUCCCGAGCUGACGUCUGCGAUGGCUUCUCUUGAAGAGGUGAGAGCUAUGCUUCUCCUGUCGCACAGCUGACCUUAGCCCCCCCCCUCAAGGGAUGGAUUCCAGAUGUCCCAAAAAAUGCUGAGGGAGCGGGGAAGGACCUUGCGGGUUUCGGGUCCGUUCCAGGGGGGCGGGAGCCGAAGAACCAGUCCUUGCAGCACUCAACCCACAAAGCUUGUCCAUCAAGGAGACCAAGUGGGUGCACUUCUCCUCGGUGGCUUUCUCCCGAGUAGCCAUUUGUUGCCUCCAGACUACUUACCAAAUCUCUGCUGGGUUCGUAUUUGGCUCGAUGAUUCUGUCAGGUUUUGUUGGUCUUGAACCCCAAGAUGCAGAGAUGGCAGGCGUUGCACAAGUAAACAUGACUUUAAUGUCAAAAGGAAAUAGUGCAAUUGGUAUGUGCACAUGCAGAGAAUAGGAAACAAUCAUGGAGCACUGACUGGAGGGUGAAGCAGGCAUAAAUAGCAGCCAGCUGAUUGACAACAGGUUUGGCCAGGCUGCCAAUCAGCGGCAGGUGAGGGUAAAUAGCGCUCAGGGAGACAAGCAGGAAAAGGAACAAACAAGAGCGCGACACAGGAAAAAAACACAAACCAAGGAAACACAACCAGAUGUGAAUGUGACAGAUCGACAGAUCGUCACAAACAUAAUUCACAAAGCUGUCACAUAGCCUCCUUUGUCCCACAGUGUUAGGGCUCAUCUCAAAAAUGUAUGGUACCGGGAUCGAAUCCCGGUCAAAGUAGAGUCUGGAAUAAUACAAAAAUGAUGUUUUAUUAAAAUUAUUUCACACACACGCAUACUUUUUCCUCCGUGAAUUAGUUUUAGUACAAAACAUACAACAGUAUAUAAAAAGGAUAACAAAUAAAUAGAUUUAUAAUCAUCCAACUUUUGUUGUACUUAAAAAUGUAUAACAAUUGUAUACAAAUAGUUUGAAUAAAAAGGUGUGACUUUUUUUUUAUCAAUUAGCCUGCUAUAACCUGAUGAGCAAACACACACCCCACCUCAUUAUUUCGGCGUCCGACUACUGCGGAGGUUUGUAUUUACUGUACUCUACUCAUUCAGUUCACCAAACUACAACUUUCAAGUUCAUGUUCAAAGUUGAAUUGUUUGGUUAAAAUAUGAGUUGCUGAUUACAAACUUCAACAUUAAAUGUGACUGCACGAAUGUAGCGAUAUGAACUUUUCACAUCAUGGUUAUUGUGAUUGAAAUGAUCACGGCAUUGCUGAAUGUGAUGAAAAACUACUUGUACACAGUUGUUUAUUUUUAAAUAACUAAAAUAAAUAUGUUAGAAAACCCA
Molecule: messenger RNA, 5810 nt
Organism: Nerophis ophidion (straightnose pipefish)
Lineage: Eukaryota; Metazoa; Chordata; Actinopteri; Syngnathiformes; Syngnathidae
Exons: 12
Coding region: 625-1836 (403 amino acids)
Source: RefSeq, a predicted model, not a curated record